Molecule: messenger RNA, 6196 nt
Organism: Hippoglossus stenolepis (Pacific halibut)
Lineage: Eukaryota; Metazoa; Chordata; Actinopteri; Pleuronectiformes; Pleuronectidae
Gene: tsc2
Product: TSC complex subunit 2
Exons: 43
Coding region: 339-6047 (1902 amino acids)
Biological process (GO): negative regulation of TOR signaling; negative regulation of phosphatidylinositol 3-kinase/protein kinase B signal transduction; negative regulation of Wnt signaling pathway
Cellular component (GO): nucleus; cytoplasm; TSC1-TSC2 complex
Molecular function (GO): GTPase activator activity
Source: RefSeq, a predicted model, not a curated record
GAGGAGGGUCCUGGCUCAGAGAUCCUCGCCUCCUCCACCUCCACCUUCACCUCCACGGAGGAGACCGGAUCCACGUUCCUCCGUCUCCGGCUGAGCCUGGAGCCCAGAGAGUCGGCGGGUCUGCGGCCACCAGUGUGAGCUCCACCCCGGGGGACCCCGGAUCUGCUCUGAGAGAAGAGCGGAGGACCGAGCUUGGACCAGAAUCAGCUCCGGGCUGCGGGCACACAGAGGCAGGAGGCCGGAGCUGCGACUGGAUGAAACCGAGAGAGACUCAGAGGUGAGGAGCAGGGCAGCCGCAGUCCCAGCCUACGUAGUGUAUCGCCGCUCCAGGACGGGCCAUGAAUAAACAAGCAAGCAAGGAGAGUCUGAAGGACAAGGUGAAGGGGAUCUUUGGUCUGGGGACAACGCGCCCACCCAGCAAACAGAGUGAUAGCAAACCAUCGGAAUUUAUUAUUACCACAGACAUCAUCAAGGAGCUCCAGCCCGACUGCGGCCUGAGCAAUCGCAUUCGCAUGAUGAACCACGUCUGCGAACUGGCAAAAUCGAAGAAAUUUGAGGAGCAUGCAGUCGAGGCACUAUGGAAGGCUGUGGAGGACAUGCUCACUCCAGAGCAGCCACCUGAGGCCAGACAUGCUGUCCUGCAGCUGCUGAGGGCCAUUAUACAGGGACAGGGCGAGCGACUUGGCCCUCUGAGAGCCUACUUUUUCAGGGUGAUCAGAGAUUACCAACCCUGCAACGAAGACCUCUCUGACAGGCUGGAAGUUUUCAAGGCCUUAACAGAAAAUGGAAAAGACAUCACCUACCUGGAGGAGGAUAUAGCUCGGUUUGUCCUCCUGUGGAUGGACAUUGGCCUCACCUCAGACUUUCUGCACGUUCUUGUAAAUCUGGUGAAGUUCAACAGCUGCUACCUGGACCAAAAUGUCUCCACCAUGGUCCAGAAAAUCUGUCUCCAAUGCAACAGAACAACAUCGUCAACAGAUAUUGAGGUAGCUCUACAGGUCCUGGAUGCGGUGGUGUGUUACAAUUGCCUGCCUUCAGACUCUCUCACCGUCUUCAUCAUCACACUCUGUCGUACAGUCAAUGUCAAGGAGUUUUGUGAAUCCUGCUGGAAGCUGAUGAGGAAGGUGUUGGGUACUCACCUCGGCCAUAGCGCUAUUUACACCAUGUGCCGCAUCAUGGAGGAGAGGAUAUACAUGGAGGAUGCACCACUGUUGAGAGGAGCUGUGUUUUUCGUUGGAAUGGCACUGUGGGGUGCACACAGACUGCCUGCUCUGAAAAACACACCCACAUUGGUUCUGCCAUCUUUCUACAAGGCCAUGUCGUGUGCCAAUGAGGUGGUGUCCUAUGAAAUCGUCCUUUCCAUCACCCGGCUGAUCAAAAAGUACGGCAAGGAUCUGCAGGUGGUCACCUGGGACAUCCUGCUGGGCAUCAUAGAGCGACUGCUGCAGCAGAUCCAGACAAUAGGCAGUGCCGAGUUGAAGUCCAUCGUCUAUGAGCUGUUGACAACAGUAGAGGAGCUGUACGAGCAGAACGGUUAUCAUGGCUCCACAGAGAAGUUCUUCAUUCUGGUGGAGAAAUGUGCUGACAAAAGACCUGAUUCAUCAGUGCUGACCCUUAUCUCGUACAGGGCCCAGUCUAUCCAGCCAGCCAAGGACGGCUGGAUUCAGAGCCUUCACCGCCUCAUGGAGAAAUUCUUCAGGAAUGAGACUCGCAGUGUGAUAAGGAUCAAAGUGCUUCACAUCCUGUCCUUCGUUCUCAGCACCAACCGACAGCUCUACGAGGAUGAGCUGAUAGAAAUGGUGGUGAUCCCCCAGCUCAGUGGGAUAGCUGAAGACCGGGACCUGGCCGUCAGAAAGCAGGCCACCCAGCUGCUGGUGGACCUGGCUGAGGGCUGCAAUACGCACCACUUCACCAGUCUAUUGGACAUCAUUGAACGGGUUGCUAGUCGCUCACUGAUUUGUUCAGGGCCCCUGGAGGUUUCUGAGAGAGACCCCACGGCAGAGUCUCCUAUGGAGGACAUCAAGACUGCUAUACUGGGCUUGCUGGAAAUCCUGCAGAGCAAGCUUUACAGUCUACCAGCCAGCCAUGCCAGUCGUGUUUAUGAGUUGCUUAUCAGCCACCUGCAGCUUCACUAUAAAAACAAAUACUGUUCAGCUAUUGCUUCCAGCAUUAGAUUACAGGUCUUUGACUUCUUCCUGAUGAUGCGAGCAGACUCUCUUCAUCGUCUCGGAGUCCCCAACAAAGACGGAGCCAUGAGGUUCAGCCCUUACUGCUACUGUGACACAGGGGAGCCAGAGAAGCGAGUCAGUGAAAAGAAGCCGACAGGUUCAACAUCUCCUCCUGCUGGUAGCCCAGCUCCCCCAGCCGCUCCUCCCCCUUCAACAGCCUCCAUACGCUCAGCCUACCUGCCCUAUGCACCUGCCUUUAGUGUCCUCCUGCAGGGCCUCAAGAUGGAGACCGAUUGGAAGGUGCUGAAGCUUGUUCUCGACAAGCUGCCUUGGAUGCUGCAGUACAAAGUGCUGCUGCUGACGUCACUGUGCAGCUUGGACCAGCUCUGUUCGACACUCUGCUGCAUGGUGACAGAUCGUCUGAUCUCAGAGCGCUUGAAGAAGACCCCAGAGGGGUUUUCCCGCACUGAUGUUCAGCUGGCGGUGGUUCCUGUCCUCACGGCGAUCACCUCCUAUCACAACUACCUGGAGCAGUCGAGACAGAGAGAGCUGGUUCAGUGCCUCGAGACUGGCCUCAUUUACCGCUGUGCCAAGCAAUGUGUAGUGGCCCUGACGAUGUGCACGGUGGAGAUGCCUGACAUCAUGAUCAAGCUCCUUCCCGCUCUUAUUGUCAAGCUCACCCACAUCUCUGCCACUGUUGCCAUGGCGUCUCCUAUGCUUGAGUUCCUCUCCACUCUGGUGCGCCUGCCCCAUCUCUAUGCCAACUUUGUAGCUGAGCAGUAUGUCAGUGUGUUUGCAAUCUCUCUACCGUACACUAAUCCCUCCAAGUUCAACCAGUACAUUGUGUCACUGGCCCACCAUGUGAUUGCUAUGUGGUUCAUACGCUGCAGACUUCCCUUCCGCAAAGACUUUGUUCAGUACAUCACAAAGGGUUUGCGUUCCAACGCCCUGCUGCCAUUCGAUGACGGACAUGAGCAGAGUCCAUUUCGCGCCCGAAGCACCAGCCUCAAUGAAAGACCCAAGAGUCUGCGGGCGGCAAAAGUGGCGAAGGCAGCAGCGGCGGUAGCCAAUAGCAGCAGCUCUCCUGUUAAAGAGCUGAGGGACCUGUCAGCCAUGGACGCGUUCCGCUCCCGCAGCAUCAGUGUCUCCGAACAUGCGGUCCGCAGGAUGCACACCUCGACCACCACGUGCAGCCUGGGCUCCGCUGAUGAAAAUGCGGUGACUCAGGCAGACGAGGGGCUGAAGACCGUCCACCUGGAGCUCACGGAGACCUGCCUGGACAUGAUGGCACGAUAUGUGUUUUCCAACUUCUCCGCAUUGCCCAAGAGGUCACCCAUAGCAGAGUUCUUGUUGGCAGGGGGUCGCAGUAUGACCUGGCUUGUGGGCAACAAGCUGGUGACCAUAACAACCAGCGGAGGGGUCCGAACACAAGCACUGCUAGGCCUGGACAUGGCUGAACGUCUGGGAGGAGGAGGGGAAAUGACCAGGUCAGAUCCAUCUCUACACACCCGAAUAACCAAAGAGGCUCCGGCCAAACUGGAGUCACAGUCAAGCCAGCAGCACAACAGAGCCACACGCAUACGGGUCCGCUCCAUCUCAGGUGGCCACGCUCUACGCGCCGGUCCUGCUCAGAGCCUCAGUCCUCUCGUGUCCCCUUCUGAGGGCGAGUUAGCCGCUCCUCUCUCUCCCUCGACCGGUCCCACCCUUGAUGGCCUGGGUCCUCCCUCCUCCAUCUCUGUGGCCCCAUCGACCCCCCCGCCUCUCAAAGACAACCCCAGUCUGGCUGAUUUUGUCCCCAUACUAACACAGGGCUGGGCAGAGAUUUUCAUCCGGAGACCAUCAGGUAACACAAGUUGGCUCAUGUGUCUGGAGAACCCACCCAGCCCCUUCUCCUCUGAGCUCGGCAACAUGCCACUGCAGGAGCUCUCUACUGUCCUGAUGGCGAUGGAGGGAGUGAAGGAGCCUCCUGCCCAGACAACCAGCGCUCCCGCUAGCACCGCUGCUCCCGCGCCGGCGCCCGUCUCAGAGCCCCUGACCCAAACACACAGCGGCGUCGCAGGGAAGGCAAACCUGAUCCAGCGCUCCAACACUGUUGGUGGCUUUCUGUGGUCUGUGGGUCUGGGCUCUGCCCCCUCAGGCCCUCCAGCCCCGGGCAGGUUGCACAGGAGCAUUUCCUGGGCAGAAUCUGUGGUGGUGCUGGAGGAAGGCUCAGGGGUCGCUGCAGCACACAGCCCGUCUGAUUGGCUGGAGAGUGAGGAGUUUGAGCCAAUGUCCUCUGAUCCCAUCUUCAUGUCUGCUGACAAGUUCACCAAGACCCCGCCUCCUGGAACACUCAGCAGGUCCUCCUCCACCUCCAGUCAAGAUGAUGAGAAGUCGACUCUGGAGGAAGUAAGUGAGGGAGCGAUUCCCAUCGAUCAGCCCACCAUGGGACCUUCUACACCAGGCAGCCAGGGGCCCGAGCUUCCCUUCCAGAGUCAUUCUCCAUCCCAGGGUCACGGACUUAACAAGUCCAGCUCCUCUCCGGAGCUCCAGACGUUACCUGAAGCCUUCACCAAGGCUGCUCUGGAGUCCGAGACGGUGCUGGUAGACACAUUGCUACCCAGAGCGCCCUCAGAUGGCAAGCCUCAGCAGCAGCAACCUCACUUUGAGAAAGAUAAGGUGGAGGUAAGUGCGGGAGGGGACGUUAAUGGGCUGGGAGGCCAGAGUCAUGGCGCCGAAGGCCCUGCUGUAGCAUCAUCUCAGAUUGGAGGGGCAAGGAUGAGGCUGGAGUUUCCAACGGCGGUGGCACAACCUGGACCCAUCUCCCCCGGCGGAGGCCACCGGCCCCGGGGUCACACCAUCUCAGUAUCGGCCCCCUCCUCCAGAAGGGAGAGGAGGACAGACAGAGACUUGUACCACAGUCGGCCAGGACCCAGCAACACUGAGAAGAUUUCUGGACUGAGUCCCAGCUUUGUCUUCCUCCAGCUGUACCACUCUCCUUUCUUUGGGAAUGAGGCCAACAAGCCACUGCUGCUGCCUAAAACUCAGGUGAUCGACCGAGCUGUGAAGGUUCUGGACCAGAUGCCUCCUUAUGACACCCAUAAGAUCGGAGUGGUGUUUGUAGGAGCUGGUCAGGUUAACAACGAAGUCUCCAUCCUAUCAAACGAGUACGGUUCGAACCGCUACGCUGCCUUCCUAACAGGCCUGGGCAAACUAAUCCAUCUGAAGGACUGUGACCCCGACCAGAUCUUCCUUGGAGGCCUCGACCAGUACGGAGACGACGGAGAGUUCACCUACUGCUGGCAUGACGACAUCAUGCAGGCGAUCUUCCACAUUGCCACACUGAUGCCAAACAGGGAGAGCGACAAGGGCUGCUGCAACAAAAAGCGUCACAUUGGCAACGAUUUUGUCAUGGUUGUGUACAAUGACUCUGGAGAGGACUACAAACUUGGCACAAUUAAGGGCCAGUUUAACUUUGUAGAGGUCAUUAUAAAACCACUGGAUUUCGAAUGUAACCUGGUCACCCUCCAGUGCCGCAAAGACCUUGAGGGCUUAGUCGACACAACAGUGGCAAAAAUCGUUUCAGACCGCAACCUUCCACUCUUAGUCAGACAGAUGGCUCUGCAUGCGAAUAUGGCCUCUUUGGUGCACCAGUACAGAGCAAACCCUUCAGAUGCUUAUGCCUCGAAGUGGCUGGCGAGAUUACGACACAUUAAGAGGAUUAGGACCAGGGCACAAGAAGACAUUCAGUCUCGCUCGACUCCCGGCAUCUCGCUGACCCAAGGACACACUCAGCAGAACAAGUCGUUUCAGCAGAGCAAUCAAGCACCAAACCCUGAAACCUCGGGGCAGAGAAAGAGACUUGUAUCAACAGUGGACGAUUUCACCGAUUUUGUUUAAUUACAUAUCUUAUCCUGGCAGACGCAAACACACAAACGCCUGCGCACACACACGUCUGCAUACACACAUGCGAGCAUGCACUCAUGACCAUAGACAGGGUGUGUUUGUGUGUUAACGUGUGGAAUAAAAAGUGACCAUGGACAAAAUUG